UCCCCUCCACCUCCAUCACCUCCACCUCAAUCACCACCACCAUCACAACCACCAACAGCAUCAAAUCCUCCUCCACCAUCACAACCACCUCCUAUCAGCAACUGCACAGCAAUCACAAUCACCAUCAUCACCUCAACGUUCAACACUUCCUCCACCUUCAUCGCUACCACUUCCACUUCAAUGACCACCACCAGCAUCAUCACAUCCACCUACAACUACAUCACAACAACCAUCAUCACCAUAACUCCACCUCAAUCAUCAUCACCAUCACAACCACCAGCAUCAUUACCUCCACCUCCACUAUCACUGUCACCUCCCUCCACCUUCACCUCAUUCAUCAUCCCCAUCACUUUUGCCAGCAUCAUCAUCUUCACCAUCACCUUCAUUACAAUCACCAUAAACACCAAUAUCACCUCCACUAUUUCAAACUGCACAACAAUCACCAUCACCAUCACCAUCAACGCCUCCACAUCAAUCACCACCACCUCAACCUCAAUCAUCACCUCCAGCACUAUCACCAUCAUCACCUCCGACUCCAUCAGCUCCACCUCCAUCACCACCACCAUCAUCAACUCCACAUCAAUCGCCUUCAACCAUUUCGAACACAUCCCAACCUCUAUCACCUCCACCAUUUCCAACUUUACAUCAAUCACCAUCACCAUCAUCACCUCAAUGUUCACCACCAUCUCUACCUAUAUCAACACCUACUCCACUUCAAUGACCACCACCAGCAUCAUGACAUCCACCUCCAACUCCAUCACCACAACAUUCAUCAUGAUCAUUACCUUCACCUCAAGCAUCAUCAACAUCACCAAAACCAGCAAUAUUACCUCCAACUCAUCAUCACUUCAACCUCCUAUCAACAACACCGCCAUCACCUCCACCUCCAUCACCACCACCUUCAACUCUAUCAACAUCAACUCAAUUACUGCCUCCAACUGCAAAUCAAUCAACAUCACCAUCGCCAUCAUCAUUUCCACCAUCACUUCCACCUCCAUCACCACCACCUCCAUCAACAUCACCUCAAUUACCGACCCCAACUGCACAUCAAUCACCAUCACCAUCACCACCACCAGCAUUAUCACCUCAAACUCAACCAUCAUCUAUAUCUCCAUCACCACCACCAUCGUCACCUCCACGUCAAUCACCAUCACCAACAGCAUUGCCACCUCCAUCAUCUCCAUCAUUUUUAACUGCACAUCAAUCACCAUCACCAUCAUCACCUCGACCUUCACCAUCACCCCCACCUCCAUCACCACCACCUCCUUUUCAAUCAACAUCACCACCUAUUUUGCGAACAAGACUGCCAAUUCAUCAUCAACAAUAUCAUCAACAUCAUCAUCAUCAUCAUCAUCAUCAUCAUCAUCAUCAUCAUCAUCAUCAAUAUCAUCAUCAUCAUCAUCAUCAUCAUCAUCAUCAUCAUCAUCAUCAUCAUCAUCAUCAUCA
Messenger RNA from Mya arenaria, 1446 nucleotides. RefSeq lists its product as uncharacterized. The record is from RefSeq and is a predicted model, not a curated record. NCBI's taxonomy places the organism in Eukaryota, Metazoa, Mollusca, Bivalvia, Myida, Myidae. The transcript is spliced from 7 exons. The annotation marks the transcript as partial.